GACGACUGCCAGUGGAUGGCCUGUGCAGUUCUGCGAAAGUGAAGGAAUUAUUGGCGAACAGAGUCAACAGACAUAUGUUGAUUUUUCUUAUCAUCGUCAACGGUAUUUGGGAAUAACGAACCUGAGUGCUUCAAUAAGCCGAAACUGAAGUCUUGGAUUACAUAGUGAUCAUGUAUCAUCUCAAGUGGUACGUGAUCUUAGCCCUAAUGUCCUCGGCGAUGGCUUUCCAUUGUCCCCAGGGUAUGGGCUGCGGGCCCUGCCAGCAACUUCCCCACAACAUCUACGAGGUCCAAUGCGAAACGAGUGAUUUAAACUCAGACUUUACAGUUCGUUUCAAACCGGAAGAGUGGGUCAGGAUAGAGUGUUACAAUUCACCGAAUUGGACCGAAUUUCACCUGGGGACAAUCCAGCAGCUUUUCCACGUCAAUUCUAUAUCAUUCAGGAAAUGUGAACUACCGGAGCGCGAAAACCUGGGGGACAUUGCUAAGCAAAUUAUGGCGAAUCACAUUGAAGACCUCAUAUUCCAGUCAAUUGGAGAUUUGACAUCGUCAUUAACAAGGGAUACCCUGGCAGAUUUUAAAAAUAUUAAAAGACUCACGCUGUCCAGCAAUGGUUUGAAAAAUGUCACUGCCGAUCUCCUCCAGGAUCUCAAGAAUUUAACUGUCCUCAACCUACAUCAGAAUGAUCUCCGCGAUUUACCUCAUGAUUUUCUCAAUUUACCCAAUCUCAAGGCCAUUGAACUAGGUGGUAAUCACCUAGAAGUCAUCGAGCCUGCAGCAUUCGAUAAAUCAACCAAACUGGAGCUCCUGAAUAUCUGGAACAAUCAAAUCACGGAAAUAAAAGCCAAUAGUUUCGAUAAACUCGAAUCUCUCGUCUCCCUCGAUCUCCACUCGAAUAAAUUGACUCAACUGCCAGAAAAUAUUUUCGCUAAAUUGGGGAGUCUCCGAGUCAUCAAUUUAUCGCAGAAUAAUUUCACUGGUGAUUCACUGCCAGGUAAUCUCUUCAGGAAUAAUAGUCUACUCGAAGUGGUGAUUCUGUUCGAGAAUAAACAAAAUAUAACGACUCUCCCGUCCAAGUGGUUUGCAAAUUUGAAGGACCUGACAAUGAUUAAGAUGAGGAGGAAUGGACUAAUUCGUCUGCCGGAGGAUUUAUUCGCUGGUGCAAGUGCCCUGAGGAAUUUGAGUAUGGAGAGGAACUACAUUGAAGCGAUACCACGUAAUCUGUUCAACGACUGCAAAAAUCUUUCCACUAUUGACCUCAGCUUCAAUGAAAUCAAGGAAUUGCCGGAUAGAGUGUUCGGAGCACUGAAGAAAUUGGAACAUCUGGAUUUGUCGAAGAAUCACAUCACGAGCAUCACACAAGAAAUGUUUGCCGGUCUAUCAGCCCUGAAAAUUCUGAACCUAGAGCGCAACGGUCUGACGACGAUUCACCCCUACGGACUGACUCCCCUCGACAGUCUCCAGAUUGUAAAAUUCUCCUUCAAUCAGCUAACCCUGAAGACCCCUAACAUGAUAUUCGAUGAGGAAUUCGGCCUCCGCUCUCCGUUCGUCAGCUCCAUCGACAAGAUAGAAGAGCUGCACCUGUCCCACAACAACAUCUCGGACAUAUUCGGUGACUGGAUCUUCUCGCGAACCCUAAGAAUCCUCGACCUGAGUCACAACAAUUUUAGGUUCCUCCAGGAGCCUGAUUUUAAAUUUGUCUCUGAGAACAUCGAUGUCAAUCUCUCUUCAAAUAAAAUCGAGCGACUGAUGCUCCACACAGUAGAGCUAGUCUUCCAGGUGGCGGAGCACAAGAGUAAUCUCGCGAUCUCGAUAGAGGACAAUCCGAUCAUCUGUGACUGCAAUGUCUACGAUUUGCUUCGCUAUGGUGAGGGAAGAAUGGAUCAAAGUGUUCGCGACCAGUUCACCCUGAGGAUGGAUAACUUGAGGUGCCACGGGCCAUCUCGCCUGAAGGACACGCCCUUGAAAGAUCUGGACUCGACGUCAUUCAAGUGUUUGGUGGAUCGUCCAGUGAUUUACGACGCCCUUUGCCCAAAUGACUGCAGCUGUUGGGUGAAACCAGAGAAUCGAGGCUAUUUAGUCGACUGCUUCAACAGAAACCUGACGGUCGCACCUGGGGAACUAAAAAGUCCCCAAGGACUUCACACUGAGCUGAAUCUAACGAACAACUUGCUAACGUCUGCGCCCUCGAUGAGCCAGCCAGGAUACAGUGCAGUCACAGUGCUCGAUUUGUCUGGAAAUAGAAUAACUCAUUUACCUGUCAGUGGAGUGUCUCCGACACUCGAAGUUCUGUUCCUACAGGAUAAUCAACUGAAGAGUUUGGACAGCGAAGUCUUGGAGGUGCUGUCGAGUUCCAAGAUGUUGAAGAACUUGACUCUUCACGGAAAUCCCUGGAUAGCUGACUGCGACUCCCGAGAUUUCCUCAGUUUUAUUCAGACCAAAGGGACGACUAUUCUCGAGCUGAAAAACGUCACCUUCGAAUCCUCUGACGCGCCGAUCUUCAAUAUGACCCCAGAGAUGCUCUGCCCACCCUCAUUUAUUAGCUGGAUGAUGGGCGUUUGCAUUGGUGUUGCAGUACUGGGGGUUAUUCUCGGCAUCCUGGCAGCUCUUUAUUAUCGCUAUCAACAUAAUAUCAAAGUCUGGCUGUAUGCCAAGAGCUGGUGCUUGUGGUUUGUCAGUGAAAAUGAGCUGGAUAAGGACAAAUUAUACGAUGCAUUCAUUAGUUAUUCUCACAAGGACGAAAAUUUUGUUGUAAAUAAUUUAGUAGGGAAGUUGGAGAGUGGUGCAAUGGGGGAUAAUAAGCCCUUCAAAUUGUGCGUACAUUAUCGGGAUUGGAAGGCUGGUGAGUGGAUACCAGCUCAGAUUGCUCAUUCUGUCGGUGAAUCGAGGCGCACAAUCGUGGUUUUAUCACCAAAUUUCUUGGAAAGUGUAUGGGGUAAAAUGGAGUUCAGAACAGCCCAUACGCAGGCACUCAACGAGGGUAGGGCGAGAGUUAUUGUUAUACUUUAUGGAGACAUUGGACCGAUUGAGCAGCUUGAACCUGAGCUCAAGGCUUACUUGAGUAUGAAUACUUAUAUUAAAUGGGGAGAUCCCUGGUUCUGGGAUAAACUGAGGUAUGCUCUACCUCAUACCAAGGAAAUCCUCAAGAUGAAGAAAAAGCCUUCCAUCUUCGAGACCCACCAGCCUGUCUUACAGAUUAUCAAUGAAAAGGGAAAACACCCCAUUGACACGAUAAACUCGAAAAUUUUGGUGUGAUGAUUAGCAGCCACUUUUCCAUCACUCUUCAUCCUUGGGGGGAGAAGGAGUCGAUUUGUACAAGUUUUUAAUCUUUUCUCAAUAUAUCGACUGAUAAGGCAGACUGAUAAUUCGACGAUUUAGGCGAUAGGAGGCAGGGGUCAAGAUUAUCACAGAAUAAAUUUAGUUUUCCUGCUUGACUCAAUUAUUACUCAAUAUGUCAAGUAUCCUGCGGUAUCCAUAAUGGAGUGUGCAAUCUAAGCCAUGACACUGUGAUAUAUUUCUUCAUUUUUUUUAUCAUCUAUGUAUUCAAUUGGUGAUUCGCAUUUUGUAUAUCGUAUCGAAUAAAUUGUAUUGUAAGGACCA
Molecule: messenger RNA, 3599 nt
Organism: Diachasmimorpha longicaudata
Lineage: Eukaryota; Metazoa; Arthropoda; Insecta; Hymenoptera; Braconidae
Product: protein toll-like
Exons: 3
Coding region: 171-3254 (1027 amino acids)
Biological process (GO): toll-like receptor signaling pathway; immune response; inflammatory response
Cellular component (GO): plasma membrane
Molecular function (GO): transmembrane signaling receptor activity; protein binding
Source: RefSeq, a predicted model, not a curated record